ACCACAUUACUCACAUAAUGUACGUCAACUAAAGAAAUGUACACCCUUUUUUAAAUGAGCACUACCUUUUUUUUUUUUUUUUUUUUGGAAGGGACGUUGGCGGAACAAGAGCAGACUUGGGAACUGGGAGCGUCACGUCUUUAGGCGAAUUAUUGUGCAACUCCUCUCCAAUUCGACGCCGUACUUUGGAGCUUCGCAAACUUUCAAGAUGGACGAUGGCGCCUGGUUUGGUUUCUCUUUCCUUUUCCAAAGUGUCCGCCGCUCAAAUGUGAAGCCUCGUCGCCUACCGGAACUGGGUUUUAUCCUACUUUCAUUGGAAUGACGGGCGAAGAAAAAGAAAGAAGUCGGGAGGAUUUGUUCGAGGCAAAUAUUUGGACGUCAUGUUUGAAAGGGGAGCUUUUUGUCGGACACACCACGACGUUUAAUACGCCUGGAAAUGGAAAGGAAAAGGAGUCGGGCUUUAGGUGUUUUAAUACCAGUAUCUGAAAAUACGGAUGAUUUCAAUAACAAGAUUUUGGCUCCAAUCCAAAGUGCGUACUUGUACGAAGAGUCCAAGAUUGAUUUCAAAUAUCACUCCGCUCUCAUCUUUAGGAAUCCAGCGUUGGAGAAAAAGUAUGCUGCCUUUCGAGCGAAGAAAAAACAAGCUGGGUACACGGAAGAGGAUCUGGAGGAGACGUAUGGCUUCAUGCUGUUGGACGACAUCGACAAGGUUAACGCACUCGGCCAAACGGGAGUGCUCACCGGGACCACAUCCUAUUCAUUUUUGGGGGAUCCCUCAAAAGGUGUUUACAUAUCAAUGUACUCUGACUGCUUGGAACUGCAACCCUGGAGAAAUACCGAGUCGGGCUACAUCGCCAUCAUCAGGCUGACAACGGGGAGAGUUAGAAGAAUUCCCGAGAGCCACGGCCAAGGUGUACCGGCACCCACCUCGGGAUAUGAUUGCCACGUGUCUCAAAACUUGUCCUUGGUGUCGCCCAAAACCAGCUUGCUCCUGGCAUUCAAGAGAACCCAAUGUUACAUUUAUGAGCUGCUCGAUGAUGGAAGCGAUGGAACGACAAAGUCUCCCAGCUUCACUUGCCCUUUCGGUGUUGUGGCAUUUAAAUACAGCAUCAAAGGAAAAGGAAGGAGAAAACGUUGGACUCCGUUGGCAAUAAAAAUGGACACACAACCUCGUGAUCUCAUGGCUUCUAAGAUUCUCCGAGUUCUGCCGGUCUUGGGCUACGCAGGAGGUGAUGUCGAGAAAACAAACACUGACCCGAACAAAGGAGUGUACAAUGUCGUGACACACCCCGUACGGACUUACACAGUGCUGCUAAAUCCGGUGCUGCAACCAUGUCCUCCUGCGGGACCCGGGGUUCAUUACAUCGCUCUAUCAUCUCCUGAGCCAGUACAAGCCAGUCCUGUACAAAUGGGAUCAGAAAAAACGCUAAACUGUGAAAUGGAGUGUGGUAAGAAUGAAGUUGGUGUUAAAGCUCCGCAAACUCUUCCCCGGAAUGAACCGCGGGCGCCGAACGAAGCGGAUGAUCCUGAACUAAAAAACCUCCCGACUCCUUCGACAUCCGAUGACGUUCCUUCCGAGCUGAUCGUGAGCUUCACAUCCGAGCAAUCUGUGCCUAAGAAGAGAUCAAUCAGUCCCGUGUCAACAAGGAAGCCUUUGUCCGACGAACCCAAGAGGACUUUGGAAUGUCCAAAGAUAGCUAAUGUCACAAUGGAGCAACAAAACUAUUCCACUAAAGGUCACAAAAAGACAACUAAGGCAUUUAUUGAGACGCCUGCAUUAGAAAAAGUUCAGAGGCCAUCAGAAGACGAUACCCUUAAUAGUCAGACUGACCAAAAAACGGAAUCAUCCAACCAAUUGCACCAAAAUGCAACAUCAAAUAAAGAUCGUAGGACCUUCCCAGGACAUACUUUCGGCAUAUGUUCAUCAAGAAAUAAAAAAGUCAGACCUGUUGCUGUCGAACGAGGGACAUCUGACGCGGAAAGACAGACAAUGGGGAGCACCGUAACCGGCCGGGAAACUCCAAAAUGUGAGCGUUGGAACUUAAAGCCAGUCAUCAGUGAGUGUGGAAGAACUUUAGUCCCUCAUGGCUCAAGGAGAAAGGCUGCUCAUAUGAGGAAGUCUUUACCGGAACAAGAUUUGUUCCGUAGUCGUCCUAACAAGGCAUCUGAUGCAGUUGGAGAGACAGAGCAGCAGUCCAUCAUUCCCCCAGGAUCGGGAACAGGUGAGACUGAGGUGGUGGAAUCCAAGACCGUAGCCAAUUAUCCUGAAAACGUUAGUCCGGAGCAAAGCACUGUGCACGAUUCAGGCUACGGGGAAGAUGCUUUUCCAGCAGAAGACAUUCAGGAAAGCAGUACUACAACUUCUUCUGAUCGGCGUGUCGAAGAAGAUGAACCAAAAUGCAUCCUGUCAAACAGAGCUCGCACAAAACACCACCUCAGUUUAAAUGUCACUACUGAAGAUCAAACUACUGAGACAGAGCUUCCUUUGAAGAAAAGCAAAAGUCACACCGAGGUAAACCCAAAAGUAGCUGACGAAGCGCCGUCUGCGACGAAGGACACCGACGUUCGGGAUACUCAAGACUCGACACAAGCGGCGACUAUCAAGCGUAGGCCUUCAUCGAUUUUCCCAAUGUGGAAGCAGUUCAAAAAGCUCAAAAAGCAGCAAGCCAUCUCUAAACUACACAUUAAAAAGAAAUGGCGGUUGCAUUUUCAAACCUCAUUGGAUGAAAGUGGCAAACAGAGCGCUUGGGAUGACACUAUCUGGAAGAAGAACAACAUCUCUAACACAUCUACGGAUGCUUUGAACUUACUUGCUGAUCUGGCACUGGGGGCCACCAAUGAGCAAGUUCUUUCACAACCAGGCCAAGAACUAAUGAGUAAAGGUGUUGCUAGUACUGAUAAAGUGUCACUUCUUCAUGCUCUUCUCGGGAAGCCUGUCUUUAAUCCCACUCAGCCCCUUGAGUCACAAAGCGUUCUUGCGGGAGACCUGGACUUGGUCAGUUUGCUGCGUGAAGAACAUGCCUACUCUAUAUCUCAGUUUGUGCCCUUGGCUUUACCAGGCAAAGAAUUCCAGGUGUGUCCUUUGAGUGGUUCCACUGGACUGCUGCACCACCACCAGACAAUGUGUAGUGGUCAAACACUACAGUUCUCUGAUGAUCAAAGUGAAAACAGUCAAGUGUCUUCAAAACAUGCAAGGAAACGCAUGACAAGGUUCCAACGUUAUCGCCGUUUUGUCGAGGAAGGUGGGUUUAUCAAAGUGACACGGCAGUGGCAAGAGACGUAUGACUUCGGUGGAGACAGCAGGUUUUCAGUUGGGUUGAAGAACAGAAGCAUCAUACGAGCCUUACAUGGCCCGUGGGAUAUCUCUAUUCAAGACACCAACAAAGACAUACAGCUUGUUGUCCACAUGUGGAUUGGUCUCUUUUAUAGCCGCUCCACGGCGAGGUUCUUCGAUGUUGACUUGGAUCUUGAAAACUUGGAAGAAAUGGAUUGUUUGGAGACAACGCCAGCCCAGUCAGACUUCAAGGAGAAUACCUUUGAAUUACCACCAGGUGUGGUAGACACUGCAGAAUCUUCCAUUUCUAACUCUUUGGUCCUCAGCCAGAAGGGAACCGAUUUGGAUCAAGAAUCUGAAAUUCUGGACUUGUCACUGAAGAACCCCAAUGUAGAGAGUCUUACUUCUGGACCAACAUUUGUGGAAUGCCAAACAACGAUUCUCCCUGCAGAAACUUCAAAUAAGUGCAAUGAUGUCAGCACCGAGUGCUGUAGGACAAAUUUUCAAGAAGAUAGCUACCUCAAAGACGAGGGUGAACCUUCUCUACAUGAGGAUGUAACUGACAAUCACCUACAAGGACAGCUGGAAAAUAAUGAAAAUCACGAUGUUACCAGAAUGGAUCAUGGGUUGCAUGAAUCCGACAGUGACGGGAUGGAUUUGGAAGUUGAAUCCGAAAAUUUAGGAGCCAGAGUAUUGAGUAUGGCGUUGAACCAUGGAGAAGAUUCACUUGGGGCAAAAAACGAGGUCUACAAAGAUAUGGUUAAUCCAGUGCCCCAAAUAGAGGAUGACAAAGAAUCGGAUACAUUCUGCGAAGAAAGUAUUUUGGCGGCUGAAAUACUUUUGCCAAGGGAUGAUCCUGAAGAUGUGCAGGUUGACAACCUCAAUGACGAAACGGAUUAUUUUGUCAAGAACGAUAUCUUAAUCUCAACAAGGUUCAGUGUUCAACAGGGCAUUGACACAGUUCUCCCAACGUCAAACACAGAUGACCGACUCAGUGAGAUGAAGACAACGGACGUAGAACAUGCUCUUGAUCAACCUUCAGAAACGAACAAGUACACAUCUACCUUUCCGGCCGUAAGUGAUUGCACAAAAAACAAGAAUGCACAGCCAGUCCAGGCAGCGUCUACCUCACAAAGUCCGCAAUCCUCUGAAUCGUCUGAGGAUCCAGUGGCACUUCCGUUAAACAAUAAAUCAAUGGUGAAUCACUUAAUCACAGAAGACACGUCCGAUAUAAAUGUCCUGGACGCGAUAGAGGUGGACGAAACAUCUCAGAGAACCAGCAGAAAUGUGAUUGCAGAAAGUGCAAUAUUGAGCACGGACGUAACGCUUCAGUGCUGUCCGAGUGACUUCCAAAUGGACGAGAGAAAUGAUCCAGGCGAUCCGUUCCAGUUCCUGGAUCCACUGAGGCAAGACGACGGGGAGAGCGUUCCGAACACCUUGAAAGCCAGUCAAACAAAAUACAGAUUCUACAUACUAGAAAAAUCGGAGGAUUCCUUUUAUGCAGAAACAAAGUCCCAGCUGGAGUCAGAAGGUCAUAUAGCGGUGCAACCGUCCCGGUUCUUUGUCGCCGGUGAGGACAGGUCGCCUCUGCUCAUCGUCGUCAGGAAUGAGGACAUAGCAGCAAGCAUUUGCCAGGUUCCGCACCUCUUAGAGCUGAAGAAGUCGCUGGGUGUGCAGUUUGUCGGCAUCGACGAGCCGAGCGACGUGAUGAACCGUACCUAUCAGGAGCUUUUUGUCAACGGAGGCUUUGUGAUGUUUGACGGGGGAACUCUGGAAUCCCUCAGCCUCAACAACAUGAGAAGGUUCAUGGAGAUCUUGCAAGACCUUAACAAAACGGGGAAAUGGAAGUGGUUUUUGCACUACAGAGACAGCCGGCGAAUCAAAGAGAACGCGAGGUUCAGUACGGAUUCUGAGGAGAAGAAGCAUUUCUUAGGAUGGGCAGAAGAUGCAGGGCUAGCGACGGUCUUGCCUUACCACGAUUGCGACAUCAAAUCGAGACCUCACCCGGACUAUCUAGCAUGUCUUGUGCACUUGCAAGCCCAGAAUAUAUCGUCCCGGUUUCCUGUCUUCAUAACCGACGCAGGAGACGGUGACUUCGAAGCAAGCGGGAUUUUGACGACAACGAUCGGGUCUUUUCUGAUGAGUUUCCGUUGAUACACUUACAGCCGUAGUCUUUUGUGCCACACAACUACACUAAUCCACCUCCGUUAAUACUGUUUAAAGUUUCAAGAGUUUUUUCCUUUCAUGGACGAAGGGGGGGAAAAAAAUGUCGCUGUCAUGUUUGUUCUUUCCGUUCCCGCGGUUCAUUUUUUUUUGGAACCAAAGCAAUAACUCGUCAGUCAUACAAAAGUGAAGCUGCGUUUGAGGAAUUUAUAUAUAUAUAUAGAUUUAUUUUAAGUGAUUUGUUUCAAAAGUGUCAUGUUUUUAUUACUUUUCGUUUGGUUGGUCAUUUAUUUAAAAUCAUAAGUAUAUACAUAAAAGAUUAUGUUUCCAUGAAAUGACAAAAUGUGCCUUCGGUGUAAUAAAGUUCUCCAUGCAAAGUAAA
Nerophis ophidion (straightnose pipefish) is the source of this 5819-nucleotide messenger RNA. RefSeq names its product transcription activation suppressor family member 2 (gene tasor2). The record is from RefSeq and is a predicted model, not a curated record. NCBI's taxonomy places the organism in Eukaryota, Metazoa, Chordata, Actinopteri, Syngnathiformes, Syngnathidae. Gene Ontology annotation, cellular component: nucleoplasm. Bases 437 to 5428 code for a protein of 1663 amino acids. Gene Ontology annotation, biological process: negative regulation of gene expression, epigenetic. The transcript is spliced from 17 exons.